Messenger RNA from Drosophila eugracilis, 2452 nucleotides. RefSeq names its product chromatin assembly factor 1 subunit B (gene Caf1-105). The coding region runs from base 85 to 2337 and encodes 750 amino acids. The transcript has 2 exons. Lineage: Eukaryota; Metazoa; Arthropoda; Insecta; Diptera; Drosophilidae. The record is from RefSeq and is a predicted model, not a curated record. Gene Ontology annotation, biological process: nucleosome assembly; DNA replication-dependent chromatin assembly. Gene Ontology annotation, cellular component: nucleus; CAF-1 complex. Gene Ontology annotation, molecular function: protein binding.
GUCACACUUUUAGGCGCGAAAUCUACCGCAUAAAAUAAUUUUUCGCACUUCAAGCAGUCAACAGUGGCCAAUUAAGUAAACAAGAUGAAGUGCAAGAUACCCGAAAUCUCGUGGCACAACCGCGAUCCCGUCCUGAGCGUGGAUAUACAGCUGAAUGGACUGGGAUUGCGUUCGCCGGCGAUCUGUCGUCUUGCCUCCGGUGGUACAGAUGCCCAUGUACUCAUUUGGUAUGUGAAUCGCAGUGAUGAUGCUGAGGGUGUGGACUUGGAACUAGCCGUCGAUUUGUCCCGCCAUCAACGUGCCGUCAAUACAGUUCGGUGGUCUCCAAAUGGGGAGCUGCUAGCCUCCGGUGAUGACGAGAGUGUUGUCUUCAUUUGGAAACAAAAGGCCGAUCAUGAAGUUAUCAACAUAGUGGACGCCGAUGGAUGCAGUGAACAGGACAAAGAGGUCUGGACGACCUUGAAGGUCUUGCGAGGACAUCGUGAGGAUAUCUACGACCUCAGUUGGGCGCCCAACUCUCAGUUUCUUGUCACUGGAUCUGUUGACAACACAGCGAUGCUGUGGGAUGUUCACAAAGGUAAAUCAAUGGCAAUUCUCGAUGACCACAAAGGCUAUGUGCAGGGCGUGGCCUGGGAUCCCUGCAAUCAGUAUAUCGCCACCAUGAGCACCGACAGGCAAAUGCGUAUUUUUGAUGCCAAUACCAAGAAAGUUCUCCACCGAGUGGGAAAGUGUGGAUUUCCAGUGAAAGAGGGCCACGAGAUGCACGGCAAGAACAUACGACUGUACCACGAUGGCACCUUGCAGACCUUUUUCCGCCGUUUGUGCUUUACUCCCGAUGGAAAGCUGUUAAUUACGCCGGCGGGAAUUACGGAUUAUGAUGGCGUGGUGAAGCCUAUAAACACCACCUACGGAUUCAGUCGCUAUGAUCUAUCAAAACCCGCGUUUGUGCUGCCCUUCCCAAACGAAUACGCGGUGGCUGUUCGCUGUUCUCCAGUUCUGUACCGUCUGAGACCGUACAAUGAGGAAAAGAACCCACCAAUCAUCACGCUGCCUUACCGCAUGAUCUAUGCCGUUGCCACAAAGAAUUCUGUGUUCUUCUACGACACCCAGCAACCAGUGCCGUUUGCCAUUGUCUCAAACAUCCACUACACCAGGCUUACGGAUCUGACCUGGUCAAGUGAUGGCACUGUUCUGAUUGUUUCCAGUACCGAUGGUUUCUGCUCGUUGUUGACCUUCGAAGCGAAUGAGCUGGGAGAGCGCUAUGAGGAUACGGAAGCAUUGCUGAGCGCUGUUAUGAAAUCUUCAGAAAAUUUGCCGCUGCCGAAGAAGAAAAAGCCUAAGCUACGCAAGGUAUCAUCGGAUGAGGUGGUGGCCAUAAGGAAACCACUGCAGGAGAAGACCAAACCGAAUACAAACAGGAAGGCUGCAGAGUCAGGGAUUAGAGAGGAAGGCGAACCCGAUCUGGAUGCUGAAAACGAUUCAUCAUUGCUCAGCGCUAGUUCGUCCAACUCUAACAGUCCGAAAACGAAAUCUAAAAACGACGUCAAGCCCACACCCAUUGCCAUCCGUCGCUCGCCUCGAAAAGUAUCAGCAGCGCCCAUGCCGAUUGCUAUACGUAGAGCUCCGCGUAAGCCUGAAGAUGGACAGGAAAUCAAAACACAGCCAAAAGGAGACAGUACGCCCAGCUCCACUGAAACACCUAAAGUGGAGAAAACGGAGACCAAGACAUCACCUGUAAAGCGAAAGGUUAGCACGGAGGCAGUGCCUCCAACAGAGACAACACAGCCAGCGACAGUUAUUCCAAUUAUCGACAAGGAGAUUAUCAGUUCCGAAGAGAAGUUCGAGUCGCCCGAAAAGAAGUCUCGUCCUGCCACGCCCAUUCAAGUGCGUCGUCAGCCGAGAACUCCCGGGAGCUCCAGCAAUUUUAAUCUAACGCCGAAGAGCCAACCUGCCAAACAAGCCACACCCAUUGCCGUGAGGCGCACUCCCCGCGUGCUCAUCGAAAUGCCUGUUAACUCACCUGUAGUGCCAAUGGAGGAAGCCAUGGAUGCCUGGCCCCUCGAGGAGGGCAUCACACCCCUGCCAACGACAAAGAAAGAUUCACAAGAUUCUUUACCGGAAACAAAGAAGACGGAAUCGAAGCCAACUGUAAUCGCAGCCAGCGAAGUCACCUGCGAGCGUACUGAGGACAUCCGUCUUGUCUACGAAGAUACGCAGGAAGAAACCCCUGUAAAGGCAGCGGUAUCGACACCAUCCACGCCCAAUAAUAAGACUCCACGACGGGUGUCCUUGCGAACCAUAUCCACGCCGAAAUCGAAAAAGAAACUUAUAGAGUAGUCAGUGAAUAAUGCAAUAGAUUAGUCGUAAGAAAUUUAUUUUAGAGGAAUUCUUGAAAUGUUAAAGCAUUUUGGGGCUACCCCAUAGAUCCUAUAAUAAAAUAUAUAACCAUCAA